AUGUGUGCAUCUAUGGAUGCACAACAUGAAAGUUUACUUUUACAUAGUGAAGUAAGAUGGUUAUCGCGAGAUGAUGUGGAAGUAAAUUACAAAACUUCUAGUAAUAAUGAUACUGGCAGUUUUGUUACUGGCGAUGACUAUAAUAGUAUGGCCAUGAAGGGUUUAAUUAAAAAUGGCAUCAAUGAUUUUAAUGCCCUUAAGGAAGAUUUUUCUAGAAAAAUUUGCCCUGAAGAAACUGAAACAAUCAAAAGCUAUACACGAGCACAAAUUUCUCCGUGUAAAGAAAAAUUUCUAGAGCUAGAUGAAGCCAUGAAAAAAAUUAAAGACAUGGAAAUAACAUUAAGAGAAGCCGCAGGACACGGAAUAGCUGGUCAUCAAGGAUUUAAUCGAUGCAACUGCAAAACUGGUUGUGGUACUAAAAAAUGUGCUUGCAAUGCAGCGGAAAUGUUGUGCAGUUCAAAAUGUCAUGGAUACCAAAAUUGUCACAAUAAAUCAUUAUUAUAAAUAGUACCUAUAGUAAAACAAUCAGUGUAUUAUUUGAGAUUUAUCAUCAUUUACCACUAGUUUUGGUAAAUGACAUCAAUGACCGGUGAAAGAUGUACAUUUGAAUUUAAAAUCUGGUUUUUUACAUCAUUUACCUAUAUAAUCGAAUCAUUUUGGUAAAAGACGUCAUCCACCGGAGAAUGACGACAUUCACCAAUAUUCAUCUUUCACCGUA
This is a messenger RNA of Rhopalosiphum maidis (corn leaf aphid), 718 nucleotides long. RefSeq lists its product as uncharacterized. Lineage: Eukaryota; Metazoa; Arthropoda; Insecta; Hemiptera; Aphididae. Bases 1 to 504 code for a protein of 167 amino acids. The transcript has 3 exons. The record is from RefSeq and is a predicted model, not a curated record.